UUGUUUUGUGUUUAAAAGAUGAAAGAAACUCAUACAAGUUUGGAUCAACCUUAGGAUGGCAGUGAUGACGAGUAAGCAGAUUUACCAGCCGUCCUGAUUUGAUGUCUGAAGCGAGCCUGCUGAGGACACAUCAGAAAACUCUCGUACUUCCUGUAGCAGCUUCAGAACCGAACCACAACUCUCACAACCAGACGCAUCUGCAUCGCCCGCGUCUGGACGCCCGAGGUUUAUAGAAACUUGGUCGAAAUGUAGUGCAUUUGAAACUCUAUACGAUAAAGUGUAUGUGGAGAGCUCAUGUGAACAAUGACUGUGUGAUGAUCUGGAUGAUUUAGGAGACGUUUGGAGAUGCAGAUUGUAACUUUACCUGAUCUGACGUGGCUUCAGUCCCGCUUUUAACAAUGCCUCGAUCGUUUCUGGUGAAAAGUAAGAGGGCGGGGCAUCACUCCACACGCUCCGCCCACUCUAAGCAUCAGCAUCAUGACGGAUGGACAUCCAGCAGGUGCUCUGCAGCUCUGGAGCUGCUGCCGUGCACAUCCACCGACGGCAGCCGAACCCAUAACAGCACCGAAGCAGCUGGAGAUGAACCCCAACCCUGGCCUUCAUCCACUGCAGUGAAGCAGUCUGGAGUUUGUCCGUUGUCUAAGCUGUCGUGCUCUGUUGCGAUGGAGAGACAGAGCGAGCUGGAGUGUCUGAUUCAGGCUUUACUCAGUCACCAUCAGCCGAGCAAUGUCCAGACGCCGCUAUGUGAAUGUCCGCUCUGUGAGAAGCUCCUGUCUUCUGCUGUGAGUUUGGCAUCGCACUUGUGCAAGUCACAUGUCAACAGAGCUGCUCUCCCAUUGGCCGACUCCCCAGACCACACCCAACAGCCUUAUGGUUACAGACCAACAGGAAUACUGAGGGAGCGCAGUUUUGGUUGUAAGGUUUGUGGGAAGGUGUUUAAGAGGUCGUCGACUCUCUCCACACACCUGCUCAUUCACUCGGACACGCGGCCGUUCCCGUGUCCCUACUGUGGAAAGAGAUUCCACCAGAAAUCUGAUAUGAAGAAACAUACCUUUAUACACACAGGUGAGAAGCCUCAUGUGUGCGUGGUGUGCGGUAAAGCAUUCAGUCAGAGCUCCAAUCUGAUCACCCACAGCAGGAAACACAGCAGCUACCAGCCCUUCAGCUGCUCACACUGCCCACUCAGCUUCCAGAGGAGACUGGACCUACAGCGCCACCUACAGACACACAUGCAGGACGACAGCGCACUGUAUCAUGGGACCUGAGAGAGACCAGCUGCACCUCAAACACCUUGGGUGGCUUAAUGUACUGGGGUCGUGUUAUGUUUUACCCAAAAGUCCACUAUAUAAUGUUUAUGAAAGAUGUUUGCACCAAAACAAAUGUUUGCUUAUGUAUGUCUGCAAUCUUGAUUGCACACAAUGCAUUGUGAGAUCUGUCAACAGGCUACACAUUACUGUAGAUUUAUAGCUUCAAGUCUUAUGAUUGGCUGCUCAUGGUUGUGAUGUCAUAAUCAUGGAACGUUUGUGUCAGAAGAUUUAUAAAGGAACAAUAAUCCCUCUAUGUACAUGAUAGGGCAUUUAAUAACAAAUGCAGUAAUGCAACAUAUUUUUAAGAACAUUAAUCUCUUUUUGAAAGUACAAGUAUCUCUGUAUUCUCAAGCUCUUAGCAGAAGUUUUUAUCUUGUUUUAAAGUAGGGUGAAUUCUGCAAAAGUGGGACACUUUUUUGGUAUACUGAUUUAAAUACAAAUAAAUAA
Molecule: messenger RNA, 1754 nt
Organism: Carassius carassius (crucian carp)
Lineage: Eukaryota; Metazoa; Chordata; Actinopteri; Cypriniformes; Cyprinidae
Product: zinc finger protein Gfi-1b-like
Exons: 8
Coding region: 399-1265 (288 amino acids)
Biological process (GO): regulation of transcription by RNA polymerase II
Molecular function (GO): RNA polymerase II cis-regulatory region sequence-specific DNA binding; DNA-binding transcription factor activity, RNA polymerase II-specific
Source: RefSeq, a predicted model, not a curated record